UUUAGUUUCGACACAUCCUCUUGCCCUAAGCUGUGGCAAAAAUAUUGACAUAAAAGGUUUACAUAAAUUAUCCACCAUUUAAACGACUCCUUUCCUUUCCUUUCCUUUUUGUUUUUGUUUGUUUUCUCUUGAAACACACAUAGCCCCCGUCUCUUCAAAAAUGAUGGAUUUGUGAGUCAUUUUAUUUUUUUUAUACUAUAAAAGUAAAAGGCGAAAGCUUCACUUGGAUCAGUUUGUUAGAACGGGGCUUUUUAAGUAUUGUGAGAAUAAAGCUACUUGGAGGUUCUUUGUAUGUAAAUAGGGUGUAAAAAAGGCCCUCCCCGUCUUUGUAAUUAAUUGACACGUUAUACCACUCAUCAUGCUCUGAAGCACCAAUGGUAGAGGCUCGGAUCUCCCCAAAACCCACAAUUUCACAUCUGCAAACACUGUCUUCAUCCACUUGACUCCUAAGACCCGCCCACACGUGGCCAACCUUUCGCGUUUUUUAAUGCUUUUUCACUGCAGGUUCAUGUGUUGAGACCAACCUUAUAUGGACUGAUCAGGACAAGUUUUGUUUUUCUAUUCUCACAACAGCGGAUUGUUACGGGGGAAAAAAAAAAGCUGCCGCAAGCAACUUUUCCCUGCAUAUUUCCCCCCCUACCAGAAUAUGUCGUUGACCAACACAAAGACGGGCUUUUCUGUAAAGGACAUUUUGGACCUUCCUGACACGAAUGACGAGGACGGAUCUAUCACCGGAGCGGAAGAAGACACGGAGGGAUCAGAGACUGCAUCCACGACGAAAAACGGUGGAGUUUUGGUGCAAAGUCCUCUAGAAAACGUUCAAAAUCUACCUUUAAAGAACCCCUUUUAUGACAGUACUGACAAUCCCUACACGCGAUGGCUUGCUACUACGGACAGUAUUCAAUAUUCAUUGUUUCUCCCGUUUCUUGUCGCAGUGCACGGUUUGUCCGCCAGCUCUCAGGACUCGGCCAAGUCUCCGGAGCCGUCUGCGGACGACGAAUCCCCCGACAACGACAAGGAAACCUCCAGCAGCGGCGGCAGCGACUCGGGCAAGAAGCGGAAAAGGAGGGUGCUGUUCUCCAAGGCGCAAACCUAUGAGUUGGAGCGCCGCUUCAGGCAACAGAGGUACCUGUCCGCCCCAGAGAGGGAGCACUUGGCGAGCCUCAUCCGUCUCACCCCGACCCAGGUGAAGAUCUGGUUCCAGAACCACCGGUAUAAGAUGAAGAGAGCCCGGGCCGAGAAAGGUAUGGAAGUGACCCACCUCCCUUCUCCUCGGCGGGUGGCCGUGCCCGUCUUAGUCAGGGAUGGGAAGCCUUGUCACACUCUUAAAGCUCAGGACUUGGCGGCCACUUUUCAGGCCGGGAUUCCCUUCUCGGCGUAUAGCGCUCAGUCGCUCCAACACAUGCAGUAUAACGCGCAGUACGGCGCCGCGGCCACACCGCAGUUCCCCUCAGCACAUCACUUGGUGCAAACGCAACAGUGGACUUGGUGAGAAAAAAAUUAUAGAGACUUGGUUUGGAGGGUGGGCUGUAGGGUGUUUCACCGCAAAGAAAGGAAGGAAGGAAGAAAGAAAAAAAAAUAAAGAAAAAAACAAAAAAGACUUUUCAUUUUUGCAGCUUGACUCAUAUAUAUACUACUACCAUUUUUAUUCGGGGCUCAUGUGUGCGCCGUGUUUACAUGUUUUCGUUAAGAGAACUGGGUCCAAACCUCUCCCUUAUAGAUUUUAUUAAGAAAUGUCAAUGCUCUUCUUGUGACAUAUUUUUGUUUUUUUUGUAAAGUAUGUUGUGUGUUGGUUGUAGAGAUGUUUUACUUUUUAUUUUUAUGUUCCUCCCCACCCCCUUUUGUCCCUUCGUGUUAUUAUCAGCACGUGCGAACCACUUUAUAAUUAUAGAAAAUUUUUAAUUUCUUGCUUCUUUUAUGGACCGAAAAAAAAAAUAUUUAUGGCCAUGAAUAAAAACUGGCAAGUUUUCAGCCUUUUUUGUUUUUCUUCCUUGUAAAUAUUUGCAGUCAGGUGGUGCAUUUGGAUGCAGCUCGGGAUUUAAAUUUCCAAAUUUUUAUUUUUUUGCGAACAUGUUGUGAGAUGUGUAAAAUAAUCCGUGCUGACGCCGCAGUUAAAAUGGACAAAUAUCUUCAUUUUUAAAGUAAUAACUUUUAAAUAAAAAUAUGACUGAAAUGAG
Molecule: messenger RNA, 2177 nt
Organism: Poecilia reticulata (guppy)
Lineage: Eukaryota; Metazoa; Chordata; Actinopteri; Cyprinodontiformes; Poeciliidae
Gene: nkx2.2a
Product: NK2 homeobox 2a
Biological process (GO): regulation of transcription by RNA polymerase II; cell differentiation
Cellular component (GO): nucleus
Molecular function (GO): RNA polymerase II cis-regulatory region sequence-specific DNA binding; DNA-binding transcription factor activity, RNA polymerase II-specific
Source: RefSeq, a predicted model, not a curated record